CUGUCUACAGCAUGUCGAACCGGAGCCUCUGUUUGGCCACAGGGUGGUUCCGGGUCCGGUGAUGAUUCUGCCUAUUACGCACACAGUGAUCUCCAGUCCGCGAUCUCACACGAGCCUGAGGGAAGCGGCGCCAAUCUUUGGCCGACCCAGGGUCCUGAAAAUAACGGUGGGACUUCAGGUGUACCGUUGGACUGGUCUCAGCACGAGACUUCCUCAAUGCUUACCUCAUCCAAGCCAAUGCUCAUCUCCGCUGCGGAGCAUAAAACAGGCUAUAGUAUGUUCCGUUUUUGUGAUUUGUGUUUAUUCCCGAAAGAUAGAUCGGCUUUUUAUGAGUAUGCUGAAUAA
Echinostoma caproni is the source of this 345-nucleotide messenger RNA. Lineage: Eukaryota; Metazoa; Platyhelminthes; Trematoda; Plagiorchiida; Echinostomatidae. The record is from the annotation of a GenBank genome assembly.